CCGCACACGCACGCAGAGCCCGGGGGCAGCGGGCAGGGGGCGGGCAGCGAUCGGGCGCCCCCCGACGAGGGCCGGGGACGGGGCUCCGGUGGCGGCGCCACCCCCGGGCCGCGCCCGCCGCCGGGCGAUGGUGGCGGCGGCGGCAGCAACUUCCCGCUGAGGGGCCGGCGGAGGAGCGGAAAUUUGGGGGGGGGGAGGGAAGGGGGAAGGAAGGGGGAAGGCAAAAAAAAAACACGCACACACACACACACACACACAAAAAAAAAAGAACCGAGAGAACUUCCCCCUACGCCGCGCUGCGCCGCGCUCCGGCUGAAAGAUGUCUGAGGCCGCUGCCCAGUGUUUCAUCAAGCAGGAAAGAAUUUCCUACACACCUCCAGCGAGCCCGGUACCAAAUCACACCACCUCGACACCACUACAUGUCCCAGUGCCUCGAGCGAUCAGGAUGGAGGAAGACACGAUCAGACUGCCAGCACACCUGCGUUUGCAGCCCGUUUACUGGAGCAGGGAUGAUGUGGCACAGUGGCUCAGAUGGGCAGAGAAGGAGUUUUCCUUGAGGCCGAUUGAGAGCAACACUUUUGAGAUGAAUGGCAAGGCUCUGCUGCUCCUGACCAAAGAGGACUUUCGAUACAGGUCUCCUCAUUCAGGCGAUGUUCUGUAUGAACUCCUUCAGAAUAUCCUGAAGCAAAGGAAAACUCGUAUGCUGUUCUCACCUUUUUUCCACCCUGGGAACUCAAUCCAUGCUCAGCCAGAGGUCCUAUUACACCAGAACCAUGAUGAAGAUAACUUUGUCCAGAGACCUUCAAGACCAUCCACAGAAACAGUCCACCACAGUACCCCAACCAUUGAACUGUUGCAUCGUUCUAGAUCACCCAUCACCAACAACCACCGUCCAUCACCAGACCCCGAUCAGUGGCCACUGAAGUCCCCUAUGGACAACACUAUCCGUCACCUCUCCCCAGCUGACAGAAUGCCAGGGUCAAGGCAUCAGCAAGAGAACAACCACCAGGAGUCCUAUCCUCUCUCAGUGUCCCCAGUAGAAAACAACCACUGCCCGCCUCCUCCUGAGGUGCUCCAGAAGCCUUCCAGCCCUCGCCAGGAGAACACCAGGGUCAUCCAGCUGAUGCCCAGCCCUAUCAUGCAUCCUUUGAUACUGAACCCCAGGCACUCCGAUUUCAAACCUCCAAGGUUGUCUGAGGAUGGGCUGCACAGGGAGGUAAAGCCAAUCAACUUGUCCCACCGAGAAGAGUUAGCUUACAUGAACCACAUCAUGGUGUCUGUAUCCCCUCCUGAGGACCAUGCAAUGCCAAUAGGAAGAAUAGCGGACUGUAGGUUGCUUUGGGAUUAUGUUUAUCAGCUGCUUUCUGACAGCCGGUACGAAAAUUUCAUCCGAUGGGAAGAUAAAGAAUCCAAAAUAUUUCGGAUAGUGGAUCCCAACGGGCUGGCCCGGCUGUGGGGAAACCACAAGAACAGAACAAAUAUGACUUACGAGAAAAUGUCCAGAGCCCUACGCCACUACUACAAACUAAAUAUUAUCCGGAAGGAGCCAGGACAAAGGCUUUUGUUCAGGUUCAUGAAGACCCCAGAUGAGAUUAUGAGUGGCAGAACAGACCGCCUCGAGCACCUUGAGUCCCAGGAACUGGAUGAACAAUCAUUCCAAGAAGAUGAGUGCUGAAGGGAACUGGUGCACCGCCUCUGUGUGUCCAUGGGAGAAACAUCUGCCUGGAUGGCUGGCACAAUUUGGGAGGGGAAGCAACAACACAGAAGCAGUACUUGCGGUCUCCACUUAGCUUGAAGACCAUGCAGGACCUGAAGCACCUUAACAAAACAAACUAACAGGCAGAAGUGGUGCUGGCAGAAAAGUGAAGGGGAGAAAGCCUGGACUUACGCACUACUUCACUGUUCCUACAGAGUCUCCCUUGAGUUCUUUCUGUCUUUUUGGUUUCAUUUUUUUUGUUUGUUGUUUUUCUUUUUUUUUGUUUGUUUGAUUUAUUUUUUUCCCCUAAUAAACAUGCAGUUUGAUUUUCCUUAUCUCACAUAGGACAAGACAUCAGAUUACGCUUUUUUUGGGGGGAAGGCUCUCCUAUGGAAAUAGAGCGCUCUUAUUUUCUGUGCAAGUCUCAUGAUGUAACACUGCAUAAUACAAUAGCAACACAGGAGGGAUUUGCUCAAGGGUUCCAGUUUGCUUGGAUCAAUGCAUAUGUGCUGCGACUGGGAAAUGUGUUGAAGCUACCAAAAGAAUUUACCACACAUGUCUGUCAAAUGAAGAGGAAUCACCCUUCAUGUAUUGGCUGGGAUAGCAUCCCAGCAUAGUUUGGGCUCAUGAGUCCUGCAAGUGGCUAUUUACUGCUGGCAUAUGGACCAAAACCAAUCACCUAAGUGCUCCAGGGAGGAGAAAAAUAAAUGUGACAAACCUCUGCAAUAGACUGAUGUUGACAUUGUCCCUCCUUCUAGCAAAGAAGUGAUAGAAUGGCGUGGGGGGAGAGGGGCAGGGACUAAUAUAAAUAUAUAUGUAUAUAGAGAGAAACGUUUCAUAUAUAUAUAUAUGUUUAUACGUAAACGCCACAAUAUAUGCACAAAGCAGAAAUUCAGCUCAAAGCCUUUGAUAAAAAAGUAAAGGCUGAAACAUCAGAGAUUACAAAAGGGACGUUUUUUUCUUAUACCUGCUAGCAAUUUUGGGGUGAAAGGUGAAGGACUGUUCCUUACAUCUUAAGGACAAUGCAAAGGGAUCCAUCAUACAUGUAUGGUUUGUACUAUUCAGAAACUACUCCAGGAUCACUUUGUGCCACUGGAGAGGUAGAUUAUUCACCAAUCUAAAAACUGGUGGUAGAGAACUAGAGACCAAAUAGCUGUACUGAUGCCUUGGAAUUGAUUUUGGCUUUGUUUGUUUAUGCCUCUCACAACUCUUCCCCACCCCACAGCUUUGCCAUCCAGGAAUCUUGUCUCAGCUUGCCUGUUUUUAACGUGAUUUAAAAGACCAGAAAAAAAAAAAAAAAACACAAACAAACAAACAAACAAAAACACUAGAUAAAUGUUUCUUUCUUGGGUUUUGUUUUUGUUCUUUGCAAGGUACCCGGUUUUUUACACCUCUGAUUUGUUUUGCAUCAUGAGGGUGCUUUCCAUGAGGCAAAAAGCCACUCCUAAUUUGGUUGCCAGAAGCUCAGCAGCCUUUAAUGUCUGAUACUAGAGAAACUACUGGCCUUUUUCAUUUCACAUUGCUCUGUCCAUCAUGUCAGGGAAGUCUGGUGUCCAGGUAUCCAGCCAUCCACCAGCACUGGGCCUUUUAGUGGGAAGAAUACCUAGCAGCAGAAAUGAUACUUGCAAAGGGAGAAGAUACACAAAGAAACUGCAGGAAUCACAUGACGUUUGGAAGAAAUCAAGUCCACACCAGUUCAUUAAAAACAGAGAACCUCUUUAUGGGAACAUGAAUACUAGAAAAGGGAAAAAAAAAAAAAAAAAAAAAAAGUGGGUUAAUCUAAUCCAUUCCUACCAAAAAAAGCAAGGUACAUUUCCAUGAUUUCCAUGAUAGCACUUCUAUCAGCUAUUCUACUAACAUGACUUUUGAUCUUACCCUAUACUUAACAAGAAGGUUAAUCUAUCCAGAAAAAAAAAAAAAAAAAAAAGAAAGAAAAAAAAAGAAAAAAUAGUACUUGGCAAUGAAUAGUGGCCUGUAUGUUUAAAUAGAAAUAGUCCAAGCUCACAAAAGACUUUAUUGAGUUGCAACUUUAGAAGGAAAAGGUUUGUUAAGGGCAAAGAUAGGCAUCAUACAAUGAGG
This is a messenger RNA of Anas platyrhynchos (mallard), 3775 nucleotides long. RefSeq names its product ETS variant transcription factor 6 (gene ETV6). The record is from RefSeq and is a predicted model, not a curated record. Gene Ontology annotation, molecular function: sequence-specific DNA binding; DNA-binding transcription factor activity, RNA polymerase II-specific. Gene Ontology annotation, cellular component: nucleus. Gene Ontology annotation, biological process: regulation of transcription by RNA polymerase II; cell differentiation. Lineage: Eukaryota; Metazoa; Chordata; Aves; Anseriformes; Anatidae.